Messenger RNA from Cyprinodon tularosa, 1317 nucleotides. RefSeq names its product interferon-induced protein with tetratricopeptide repeats 2-like. Gene Ontology annotation, molecular function: protein binding. The record is from RefSeq and is a predicted model, not a curated record. The annotation marks the transcript as partial. Gene Ontology annotation, cellular component: cytosol. Lineage: Eukaryota; Metazoa; Chordata; Actinopteri; Cyprinodontiformes; Cyprinodontidae. Gene Ontology annotation, biological process: defense response to virus. The transcript has a single exon.
UUUCUCAUCAGUUCUACAGAGGCCUUGGAAUCCAAACUGGAGGCCUUGCAGUGCCACUUCACCUGGGAUCUAGAACCUACCAAGUCCAAACUGAAUAAUCUCAGGUAUGCACUGGAGGACAUCGGCACAGAUGAGGGAAACGUCUGGCUGGGUCACAUCUCCAACCUGCAGGGAUUCAUCCAGUAUAAGCUGGGCUCCUCUGACAAAGCCCUGAGCAUCUUCAGACGAGCCAAUGAGACCUUCCAACAUCUUAAAAACUCUGAUAAAGGUCCCUGGUUGAUAGUGAACUUUGGGAAUCUUGCUUGGCUGAACCAUCUUAUGGGCGAAGAUAAGAAGAGUCAGGAUUACCUGUCAAAGGUUGAAGCUCUAAUAAGAGAAUACCCAGCUCCACCUGAGGAAGAUCUCCACCCAGAGGUCUGUGCUGAGAAGGCCUGGACCCUGAUGAAGUUUGACAAAGAGAAGAAGCUGCAGGCUGCAGAGCUCUUCCAGAAAGCCGUGAGGAUGCAUCCAGACAACGUGGAAUGGCAGACCAGCUGGGCCAUAUUAUCAGCAGAUCCCUUCCUAGACAACAUGGAAGACAUGACUCUUGAUGUCUUUGAGAAACUGAGAUCUGCCACUGAACGAGAUCCAGGAAACUUGUAUGUUGCUGCUCUUUAUCUGAGGGCACGAGCUGCAAAAGGAGAACAAAUAAGGAGAGAAGCUCGUGUUUUGGCUGAAAGGAUCCUAGAAAGAUCUCCAAGCAGUUACCAUGGAAUCAACCAAUUAAGGCGACUGUACAGGGACUAUAUAUCUAAAGACGAAACUAUUAAGUUAGUCGAUGAGUACCUGAGGAGAUAUCCUGACUGUCGUCAUGCAAAGAACUCUGCUGCCAUUUGCUAUAAGAUGAAGAUCCUUUCACCAGACUUCACACCCAGUAGUCAAAGCGGCAUGGUCACACGAGCCAUUCGUCUCUGGGAGGAGAGAAUGGAUCUCUAUGGUGAAUCUAAUCUUAAAGAUCAAAUAACUCUAGCUGAUUUAUAUGCAAAGGUGGAUAAAGAGAAAGCUGAUCAGAUUUACGGAGAGAUGUUGAAAAGAAAAAAUCUGGAUUCAGCAGAGGAACAGAUGCUUUACACUUAUCAUGCUAAAUAUUUAUUCUUCAACAGAAAAGAUAAUUCCAGGUCUAUUGAGCACCACAUGAUGGCGGCAAAGAUUCCAGUAGAAUCAAAGUAUCGACAGACAAGCAUCAACGCUCUGGUGAAGACCUUGAACAAAACCAAAGACCCUAAACUGUGUGAAAAAAUCAGGGAGAUUCUGACCAAAGACAGAAUCAAUGAAUAA